UUGGCACCACAGCCAAGAAAAAUCCACUUUGUCCAUAAAACAUUAUCUCAGCUUUGUUGCUCGUGCUACAAAGCCAGAGCUACUUUGCACUGCAGAUCAUCAAUUAGUUAUUGACUGUAAUUUGACUAAAACAUCUACUGUUAAGUAUAUGCAAUGACAGCAUUGGCCAAUAAUUUCAAAAUCGGCUCUGCAUUAUUCUUUUUAUUCUAGUCUAUAAAACCAGUCUCCAUAUUUUCUUUUCACUAAAUGGCUUGAAAGGGUUUUAUGCAAAAACUUGUUAAAAGGCCACGUAAAUACAAGCUUCACAUAAUAUUCAAGUGCUGUGUGGACAGCACAGCUGCCUCAAUGCAUUAGUGUCCAGUUCCUUAGAUGUUAAAUAAAGAGUUAACCAUUAUUCUCAGACAAAAAUAAGUAUUCUAAAAUAAAAUCAAGAAGCCACUUUUUUGAGUGACUAUUUAGAUGUUAUUUACACAGUUGUGAAGGGCCAGAUGGUCCCUAACCCCUCCUGGUGGAGUAACAGGGACACUUCCACCCAGUGAGCAGGGUUGUGUAACACUCACACUCUGAGACUCUGAGGAAGUAAUUUCUAUCUCUGGAGGUCUAAAAGCUUCAGAUCUGACUUGGAUAUCUGCAAAUUGUUUUUUAGACAUGAAAUUGCCCGUUAUCUGUUUUAGUAAUCAUAUUGUUGUAUCAUUGUCACAGAUUACAAACUGUAGGGGACAUCCGAUGCAGACCAGACCCCAGAAUUACUCAGUUUUGGUUUUGCUUUCAUUCAAUUAUAAAACACGCCUUCAGUUUUGAAUUACCCAUGUCUCGGCUAUCGUAUGGGCUGCUUUCUUUGGACUAUAUCCUAGAUUAUAAAACUUUGUUAUGCCAACCCCAAAUGAAGAGAUUUUUGUACCUUAGAUAUCACGUUAUAGAAUUAAGUAGGUCUUUGCACUGGUUAUGGCUUGGAAAGUGAAGCUUGAUCAUCUCUACACUUUCUCCUAUUUAACUUUUAGAGAAUUAAAGGAAAGUGAAAUGACUGUCCAGGCCACCUGAAGGUCAUUGAACUCCACAUUAAGAUGUAUUGGCCUAGUUAUUCUUAACCAAUCACAUCAGAUCAGAGUUUGAAGUAAUCCUUAAGUGCUACUUCAUUCCAAUCUGUUUCAAAAUGUUGAACUGCCUCCUUGUGAAAUCCAAGCCAGAGUCAUGAAUAUUGAAGCUUUGGUUAAUAAGCAAAUACAAAACAAAAUCAAAAGAGGUAAUUCAGGUGCUUGAUCCAGAGGAACCAUUGCGUUGCCAUAAUGUAAUUUUCUAACUCACAGGUUUCUAGACUUUAGAAGACCACACUGCAAAAUUUCAUAACCAUAAGUGCAUUAUUAGAUGGCAGUAUUUGUGUCUCAGGCAUCUCCUGCAAAGCGCCACAUGGUUAUUGGCAAAGUGAAAGAGGAGGUGGAGCCGGCUCUGAAGUCAUCAUCUUCACCUGUCUCAAAGCCUCCUGGACGAGGCAGGGGGAAGGUCUCAAGGACUGAGAACGCUGAGACACAGGUGGAAGAGGGAAAGAAGCUGAAUGAAAGAACGAGCAGGAAAGUGGAAGAGUCUGCAGGCGUUGGCGCUGCAAUACCAAUCUCUUCUCCUCUUUCCUCACCCGUCUCCAGGUCUCCUUCAACAGCCAAAGGAAAGGCGAAGAAGGCAAAGCGGGCCCCUGCGGUGGAGCUGCUAGAGGAAGGGGAGUGCCUUACAGACACAACGGGCAGGCAGUGGAAACUGGUGAAACUGCUCAGUCAGAAUAUAACCGAGCUGAUCUAUGAAGUGUCGCCAUGCACUAACAAGGGUCCCAAUCACAUUGUCAAACUGGGAGCUAAAGAAGGGAGGAUCUUCAAUGAGCAGAACUUUCUGCAGAGAGCUGCUAAGCAUUCAUCAGUGGAAAAAUGGAUGAAGCACAAUAAGAUGGAUUUUCUUGGGAUUCCCUCCUGUGUCGCCUUUGGUUCGCACACAGAUUCCUACAGAUUUCUGAUAUUCCCUGCCAUGGGCCAGUCUCUCCAGUCUAUUAUGGAAGACGGCGAUGAGCUGCUGCCUGAGAAAGCCAUUCUUCAGAUUGGCUGUAGACUAUUAGAUGCGCUGGAAUAUAUCCAUUCAAAUGAGUAUGUUCAUGCUGACGUUCAAGCAGAAAAUAUCUACAUCAUGCCAGGAGAGAAGUCACAGGUAUACCUUGCAGGGUACUGCUAUGCUUUCCGCUACUGUCCAAGCGGCGUACAUGUAGAGUACCGUGAAGCUAGCAGAAGUCAACACGAGGGAGCCAUACAGUUCAUCAGUCUGGACGCCCAUAAGGGAGCAGCACCAUCUCGACGCAGUGACCUGCAGUCUUUGGGUUACUGCAUGCUGUGCUGGCACACAGGGGCGCUGCCGUGGAACGCUCUCACCAACCCUGACCAGGUAGCAGACAUGAAAAACAGAUACAUGGACGAUGUGCCGGCACUCUUGAGUCACUGCUUUGGCAAGAAGCGAGUUUCCAGGGCGCUGCAGGCCUACCUGGGUGAAGUGAUGGCUCUGCAGUACUCCGAGCAGCCUGACUACGCAGCUCUGAAGGCUGGCCUCUGUGCAGCCUUACAGCAGCUGGGUGGGGCGCUGGAGCAGCCGCUCAGCUUGUAGAGAAAUGUAACAACAUGAAGAGAAAUGGAAGAUGAACUACAGAUUUUUUUUACUAAUUUUAGAGUAAUGCUGUUUUAUUUGAUGUUUAAUUGCACUGAAUUGGGAGUGGUUGUUGUGCUGCCUAUUGUAGCUGGAGGGAGUCAGCCAUACUGACUGUCAGGGGAAGGGUUUUGUUCUCUUGGGGGUCAUGUGUGUUUGAUUUCAUGGUGCUGUAAGGUGUUUUGGAUAAAUGCACAAAGCAAGUGUUAUAUUCUGUUGUUGAUUACAGUGCACUGCAGUUUUUAGCAUUUCAAGGGCAAUGUGAACUGGAGAGGAAUGUAAGUUGCAAUUUGUUAAUUCACUGGUUAGGGGUGAUUCAUUGUCAGUUUUACAAAUGCAAAUGUCUCAGUGUUUUUACCAUGAUUGUGUGUGGUUUUAGGGAAUGUUUCCCCACUGUUUGUUAACUUAAUUAUAAAAUGAUUUUUAAUAAAAUGCCUUUCACUACAGAGAAGAGGAGGAUCGCUUGCUGGCAUUUUGCCAUAAUGCAGACAAAUGACCUGAACAUGUUUUCUUCUGUUGUUGUUGUUCUUUUUUUUUUUUUUUUUAAUAUCACUGAGAUGUAAAAACAUGAGAAAAGCCAGCGGAUGUGGAUCAACAAUGAUCGACCCUGAACCCUCUGUAUAUGAUUUGCAGGGGCUUUUGUCUCAGUAAAAAUGUGUUUUAUUACAUGUUGGAGUCCCUUGGUAUCCUUCUGAAAUACAGUUCUUUCCCCUGGAAUCCAAAUAGCACUUUUUGUUUAACCCAGCCAAACACAACUUAGUAUUUAUUUUAAAUCCCAUUACAUCCACCAUGUUCAAAUAUUCCACUAACAGAUUCCGCCAAUGCUAUUUUUUCCCUGCGGCUCACUUCUCUCGGUGUCGUGGUGUUUACCUCGCCCCUACAGCUCCUCUGCACCUCACACUGUCACAGUCUGAAUUUCACCAAACCAAACACACCCUGCUGAUUCAUUCAAACACACAAUACACACGGGUAUUUUUAAAGAAAACCUUUAUAAAGUUUAAACAUUUCUGAACAUAAACAUUUAAAUUUUAAACAUUUCAGAACAUAUACAAUACUUUAUAUGAAACAGUGAGUAAUUCUCUUAUUGUGCACACUCUGUAAGUAAUUC
Molecule: messenger RNA, 3781 nt
Organism: Myripristis murdjan (pinecone soldierfish)
Lineage: Eukaryota; Metazoa; Chordata; Actinopteri; Holocentriformes; Holocentridae
Gene: vrk3
Product: VRK serine/threonine kinase 3
Exons: 15
Coding region: 1366-2634 (422 amino acids)
Biological process (GO): protein phosphorylation
Molecular function (GO): ATP binding; protein kinase activity
Source: RefSeq, a predicted model, not a curated record